Molecule: messenger RNA, 1263 nt
Organism: Cyphellophora europaea CBS 101466
Lineage: Eukaryota; Fungi; Ascomycota; Eurotiomycetes; Chaetothyriales; Cyphellophoraceae
Exons: 1
Coding region: 1-1263 (420 amino acids)
Biological process (GO): rRNA processing
Cellular component (GO): preribosome, small subunit precursor
Source: RefSeq, a predicted model, not a curated record
AUGACCUGCACGACGGAGCAAGUGAGAUUGAAAUUCACUGCCUGGCCGCCUCGCGCUCCACUCGAUCUCGGCCAAUCAAAUCCCGCCAAAGAUUUUUUGAAGCCCAGGACUCUCGAGACGAACAUUUACUCUUCACGACUUCAGUCUGCCAUCACCGUCCAGCCGGCCCAAAAUUCACUAUUAACAGAAGCUCGAGACAGCAUGCUCGACGCAAAGCGUUCGAAGAUCACCAAACCUGCAUCUGCAAAGGCAAAGAAGGCGAAAUUUUCUUCAUCAUCACCCAGCGUCAAAGCCAACGCCGCAGCCACCUCGCGGGCAGCUACCAGUCCGUCCACAGACGCCACCACCACCUCGACAAAGACCUCAAAGAAGACCUCAAAGCCCACGAACCUGCCUCCUACAGCAUCCGAGAGGCCUCACUCUGCCUCCACGACCGCCGGCAUGUCUACUACAGCCGAAACGCCGCUCCCACCACUCAAAGACCUCGCCUCAUCCAACCCCGCCCUCCGCCGCCAAUGCCUCAGCACCGUCAUCUCUCACCUGGACUCCCGCCCCGCCACAUCUCCACUCACCAACACGCAGGCCUUGCAGCUCUGGCGCGCCUUCUACGUCGCGCUGUACAUGCACGAUUCCAAGUCGGCGAUCUCGGUGCAGAACCUCGCGCGGACGCUGGCGGGGACGCUGCGCAUCCUUUGGGGGAAGGACGGCGAGGCGACGGCGGCGGCGGCGGCGGCGGGGGCGGGAGUGGAGGCGGAAGAGGGCAAGUGGCGUCACAGCACGACCUGGGCGGACGCCUUCUGGGGUGAGGUUGCGCGCGAGUGGGCCGGCGUGGACCAGUGGCGCAUGAACAAGGUGCUGAUGCUGGUGCGCUUCUUUGUUGCCGAGGCGUUUGAGCUGGCGCUUGAGGCCGCUGCUGGCAGCGUGACGGAGGUAGGAGAAGUCGAUGAGGCGAAGAAGGGGGAGCAGCUCGGGCAGUGGCAGGAUUACGUGGCUGAUGUCGUGGCGCUGCCGCUGGAGACGGAGCGGUCGAUGCCGGAUGGAUUGAGGAUGCAUGUGCUAGACGUUUGGGGCGAUGAGCUAGAAAAGGUCGUGGAGACGGGUGAAGAGGCCCCGCAAAAGGAGGAGGAUCGGAGGAAAGAGGUCGCGAAUUUGUUGGUCAGAGCGGCAAAAGAGCUGAGCGUGUUUCGGCAGGGCGAGGUCAACGUGCCGCGGAACGUGAGGGCGCGGGCCAAAGAGGUCGUGGAGGGGUUUGGAGGGAAGUAG